AUGACAACUCUAAGUGGUAGUCAUCAUAUUGAUAACAACCUCACUGCAAAGAGCAAGACUCUCAGGGAGUUGGAUAUGUUGGAACAGAAAAGAUUCAAUCCAUUGUUAAAUUUAGUUAAUAAUCAAAGAAUCGUCGAGGUCCCAGAACUAACUCUGGAGUCAGGUGCAACUAUCAGAAACUUCCCGAUAGCUUAUAAGACAUGGGGGAAACUGAACGAAACCGGUGAUAAUUGUAUUGUCAUUUGCCAUGCUCUUACUGGUUCUUCAGAUGUUUCAGAUUGGUGGGCUCCUCUGCUGGGUAAAGACAAAGCUUUUGACCCUUCAAGAUUCUUCAUCGUGUGUUUGAAUUCAAUGGGGUCUCCAUACGGUUCAUUUUCACCUCUCUCAGUAAACGAGGACACUGGCAGACCUUACGGUCCAGAGUUCCCAUUGUGCACGAUUCGUGAUGAUGUUAGGGCUCACAGAUUAGUAUUAGACUCGUUAGGGGUUAAAUCGUUGGCUUCAGUCAUCGGUGGUUCAAUGGGUGGUAUGCUAGCUCUUGAAUGGGCUACUCUUUAUGAUAAACAAUACGUUAAUAAUUUAGUUGCAUUAGCUACCUCAGCAAGACAUUCUGCAUGGUGCAUCUCUUGGUCGGAAGCACAAAGACAAGCAAUUUACUCGGAUCCAAAAUAUGCAAAUGGUUACUAUACCCCAGAAAAUCCUCCUGUUUCUGGACUCUCUGCUGCAAGAAUGUCGGCAUUACUGACUUAUCGUUCAAGAAACAGUUUUGAAACUAAAUUCUCAAGAAGAUCUCCAUCACUCCUACAACAACAAAAAUCGAAAAAUGCACAAGCUGUAGCAAGUCAACUGGGUCAAAGUUCUUGCCCUUCAAUCAACGAACACUCUUUGCAUAUCCAUAACGACGGGAAUAAAAAUUUAAAUAAUGACAAUAAUGAUAAAAAUUCAAGUAUUGUAUCACCAAACACACCAAGAGGCUCCAUCAGCUCUUUAUCUUCUAUGACAUCAGCAGGCUCAGCUGCAGCAACAGUGGAAGGUAAACUAGUGAAACCAGCCCAAACAUACUUCUCAGCACAAAGUUAUUUGCGUUAUCAAGGUGCCAAAUUCAUCAAUAGAUUCGAUGCAAACUGUUACAUUGCAAUCACAAGAAAAUUAGAUACUCACGACUUGGCUCGUGACAGAUUUGAAUAUGACGAAGACAUCACACGUGUUCUGAAUUCUAUCUCUCAACCAACAUUAAUAAUCGGUAUUCGAAGUGAUGGUUUAUUUACUUUCCCAGAACAAGAAUUUUUAUCUGAAUACAUCCCAAAUUCAACUUUAAAAGAAAUCAAAUCAAUGGAAGGUCAUGACGCAUUUUUAUUAGAAUUCGAGUUGAUUAAUAAUUACAUAGUAGAUUUUUUGAAAGUAAAUGCUAAAAGCUUUAUGGAUAGAGCUCCAGUUCAAUGGGCUGAAGAUAUCGCUGGCGAUGGAAUUAAUAAUUCAGUUUUUGGUGAAGCUGAAGAAGUUACUAAUUGGUAG
Molecule: messenger RNA, 1515 nt
Organism: Tetrapisispora phaffii CBS 4417
Lineage: Eukaryota; Fungi; Ascomycota; Saccharomycetes; Saccharomycetales; Saccharomycetaceae
Gene: MET2
Product: homoserine O-acetyltransferase
Exons: 1
Coding region: 1-1515 (504 amino acids)
Biological process (GO): L-homoserine metabolic process
Molecular function (GO): homoserine O-acetyltransferase activity
Source: RefSeq, a predicted model, not a curated record